This is a messenger RNA of Lagenorhynchus albirostris (white-beaked dolphin), 961 nucleotides long. It is a transcript of the gene C11H12orf71, whose product is annotated as chromosome 11 C12orf71 homolog. NCBI's taxonomy places the organism in Eukaryota, Metazoa, Chordata, Mammalia, Artiodactyla, Delphinidae. The record is from RefSeq and is a predicted model, not a curated record.
AGGAUUUUUCACCUCCCCGGUUUAUGGCUCAGGAGUUGGCAGCACCUCUUUCACGAGGGCAGCCACCAGAGCAGAGCAUUACAGAGACUACAACAUGUGCGUGCACGCGUAUCCCUGGGAUGAGGGAGACCUGAGAUUUGCGCCUUUGAACUCCACGGCGCACUCAUUCUCCAGCAGCUCCGAAUCAAACCUGAGUCUCUCUGUGAGCUAUUUCCCCUGUGAGGACAACUUUUCCUAUGAGAACAUCAUCUCCUGUGAAGACACAUCUUCUGAAGGUCCUUCAAUCCACUUUGUCCCUCCUAUCCAAGGGACAUGGCGGACUGAAAACAUAGGGAGACUCCUGGGGAGAUGGGACCAAAUACAGGACGACCCAGAGCAGUUUUGCAAACUAAGAAUCACCCUGGCCUGGGAUGUUGACAUGGCCUCUAAGAAUUCAGACUCAAUGGCUAAUUGGGGCCUAAGAGGAGACAACCAGUGGAUAGACAAGUAUCCCAAAGAGAAGACACAAUUGACUCUCAGCAAACUGGACGGUCUUGUGCAAAAGCUUGAGAGAUUUCUUGAGAACCAGUAAGAUGACGAAGAUGGGGACUGUGUGUUCCAUGAAUCUGUUCAGCAGGAAGACUCUCAGCUGUCUAGCAGCUCCCCUCCAGGUAUGGCUCAGAUAAUAAGCGAGGUGACUGGCAGCCAAAGGACAAGUAUUGCAGAGACCUCCUCAAUCUCAUCAGGUCCGCAAGAGAAGGAGGACACUCACUCCAGCACACAAGCCCUCUCCUGUCUGAACUUCGGGUGGAUCUUCCGCUGGCUAAGGCACCAAGUCCUCCCUUCAUUCUGGGGGAGAGAGCACCCCGAGAAGGCCACUGAGAGCCCCCAUCAGCUAGCACAAAAGAAACGACUCUCUCAGAAGAGAAUCCAACCUCAAGAAUCCCUCGAAUUGGGCCACCCCAUAUCGCCAGAUUUUUAA